This is a messenger RNA of Corythoichthys intestinalis (scribbled pipefish), 1884 nucleotides long. RefSeq names its product tumor protein D54-like. Lineage: Eukaryota; Metazoa; Chordata; Actinopteri; Syngnathiformes; Syngnathidae. Gene Ontology annotation, cellular component: cytoplasm. The coding region runs from base 138 to 809 and encodes 223 amino acids. The transcript is spliced from 9 exons. The record is from RefSeq and is a predicted model, not a curated record.
AGAAGAGGAAUCAUUGACUUCAGUCACUACUCACUUCAAGAAGUAGCGAGUCAUCUAAACAACGAGCAGACGCCCAUCUGUUGUGGUUGGGGCAAGUUAACAACGACAAUUUCAAGAGGCCAUUUCAGUCAGACGCAAUGGAUCCCGUUGCCCAAGAUGUGAACCUGAACUCCCCCAACAAGGGUCUGCCUGUGGAACAUUCCGGAGGGCUCGACGGUUUUCCAGUGGAAGGCACGCUGGGGAACCCCGGCAACCCGCUCCCACCAGGCCUGACGGAGGAGGAAGCUGAGGAGCUUCGCAGCGAACUCGCCAAGGUGGAGGAUGAGAUCGGCACCCUGCGUCAGGUUCUGUCCGCUAAGGAGAGACAUGCAACAGAGCUCAAAAGGAAACUGGGCCUGAGCCCCCUCAACGAGCUCAAGCAGAAUCUCAGUAAAAGCUGGCAGGAUGUCCAGACCUCCAAUGCAUAUGUGUCUGCCUCGGCUACUUUGGAUGACAUUACCCGCUCUGAAGCAUACAAGAAGACUCAGGAGACCCUUUCCCAGGCAGGACAGAAGACCAGUGCGGCUCUCACCACCAUGGGCUCGGCCAUUAGCAGGAAGCUCGGUGACAUGAGAGCGCUCCCUUUCUCCAAUUCUUUUAGUAGCCACUAUUCCAUUCGCCACUCCAUAAGUAUGCCAGCUAUGAGAAACUCUGCUACCUUCAAGUCGUUUGAGGACAAAGUGGGCAAUCUGAAGUACAAGGUGGUGGGGCCCCGAGGAGAUGAGGGGAUGAAUUCCACUUCCCCGACCCAGGAGAACCCACCUUUCUGAACACCCUCCACGAAGCCCGAGACUUGUCACCACCUCACUUUGCAGGCGCCGCCAAUGGCCUCCACCAAACCCACAACUGUAUAGCGUCCUCUCGUCCGCUCCGUUGCCAUCCAGCAGACUGCCUUUGAAGUUUCCUCUGUUUUCUCCACUACUCGUCCAUUCUCCUCCGUAUGAACGCACGUUCUCAUCGCAAUGCGGGUCACUCGCUUGCCCGGCUGGUGCACGUCUCCUGUUGGCAGCAUCCCAUCAACAGAUCUCUUGGGAGAACACUUUUGUAUAACACUUUUUCACUGCUUUGCAUAGUGUUUUUUUCUUUGUUUUGUUUUGUUUUAAACAAGGAUAAUGCCAGUACUGUGCAUGGAGGAAAGGAAAAAAAGAAAAUGAGCAAGUCACUCACUAAAAUAUGCGUGCGCAUGACUUGCUGAGGCUUACCUCGAACUCCUCUUCAGCCAAGAACCACCUUUUGCUUCAGUGUUUCUUAAUAUGCCGCCAUGGUGGACAAGUGCAUGGAGACUUCGAACAAAGCCUGAGUCCUGGUUGGGUGUCCAUUUUGUGUUUCGCUCAUUAAAACCUUUAACUAAGCUACAUAAACCGACUGUGUCACACUGUAACUACUCCCUACAGUAUGUACACAUGCAGAAUGAGUAAAACUUUGUGACUUGUUUUACUGGAGCAAAUUGUUACAUGUCAUUUAAUUGACAACAGAGCACUCGUAAAGCUGCUAUAAGAAACAUUUAAAUGCCAGAAACAUCAGGCCAACAUUAAAAGUGACACUCAUUGACUUCUGAACUGUUGUGUGUGUAUUGCGCUUUUUGUUUCCUUGUUUGAAAUUGCCAAACUUAACUCAAUUUAUCACGCUGCAUUUAUGAUGAUGAUUUUUCGUAAUGACAUUUAUCUCAACUCACGCUUGAUGAGGUACAGGAGCAGAGGACACUUGGCUAACUUUAUCAAUAGUGCGAGGCUGUAUGUAUCUUGAUGCUGGACUGGGAUUAGAUUAUUAUUGUAACAUUUGAAAGACUGGAGAAUGAAUUUUAGUUUUGUUUAUGAGUUACAAAUAAAGCAUUCCUUUAAACAA